CUCCGGUACGAGGCGACCUCAUCGGCCGGGAGGUUCAAAUCUAAUCGGAUACCUCUUGCGAACUGGCGAUUGGCGGUGUCGGUGGAAGAGGCCACUCGGUCGACGGCCACGGGGAUAUUGGAGAAGCGAGGAGAAGAAGAGGGAAUGAGGGUGGAAAGGGCGGUGGUGGAGGAAGGGAGUGAGUGGUGGGAGCAGGCGAAUGAGGAAAGGAAAGGAUGGAAGGCGUACUUGGAGGAAUCGGAGGAGAUGAUCAGGCCGGACGGUGGACCUCCUCGCUGGUUUUCGCCAUUAGACGUUGGUUUCCGAUUCAAUAAUUCUCCCCUGCUGCUCUUUCUUCCUGGGAUUGAUGGCGUCGGUCUUGGAAUGAUCUCAAGUCAUAAGAAGCUGGGAAGGAUAUUUGACAUAUGGUGCUUGCAUAUUCCGGUUAUGGAUCGAACACCAUUUACAGAGCUUGUGAAGAUGGUUGAGAGAACUGUUAGGUCAGAGAAUCAACGCUCGCCAAAACGACCCAUAUACCUUGUGGGUGAUUCUGUAGGAGCAUGCCUUGCCCUGGCUGUUGCUGCCCGUAACCCUGAUAUUGAUCUGGUAUUAAUUUUGGCCAACCCAGCUACUUCAUUCGACAGGUCACAGCUGCAACUUCUAACCCCAUUGUUGGAAACUAUGCCUGGCCAAAUAUCUCCUGGCCUGCCUUAUUUUCUCGGUUUGAUGGCAGGUGAUCCCCUGAGGAUGGUACUGGAUAACACGUUGAAAGGACUUCCCUUACAAAACACGGCUAGAGAGCUAACGGAGGAUCUCACUGCUUUGUCAUCAUUUCUCCCUGUUCUUGGGGAUAUACUACCAAGAGAAACAUUUCGAUGGAAACUAGCGAUGCUUAAGUCAGCUUCUGCAUAUGCCAAUUCACGCCUUCAUAAUGUCAAAGCUCAGACAUUGAUACUUUGCAGCGGAAGGGAUCAGUUGUUACCUAGUCAACAGGAAGGUGAAAGACUUAGUCGUUUACUGCCUAACUGUGACGUUCGUAAGUUUGAUGACAGUGGUCAUUUCCUUUUCCUGGAUGACAAGAUUGACCUGCUAACCAUCAUCAAGAAAACAUCUUUCUAUCGCCGUGGCAAGUAUCACGACUAUGCUUCAGAUUUUGUGCCGCCAACACGCAAAGAAAUAGACAAUGUAAUAGAAGAAAACAGAUUGUUAAUUUCUGUCGCUAGUGCUGUAAUGCUCUCAACUCUGGAGGACGGAACGAUUGUCAAAGGCCUUGCUGGAGUUCCUUCAGAGGGACCUGUCCUGUUCGUGGGGUACCACAUGCUGCUGGGAUGGGAAGUAGCUCCUCUGGUUUCUCGAUUUCUUCAGGAAAAAAAUAUCCUAUUACGAGGGCUGGCACAUCCGAUAUUAUUUAUGAGGCCAAAAAGUGAAAAAUUUCCUGAUAUGUCGUCGUUUGAUUCGUUCAGACUGCUGGGUGCAGUUCCAGUCGCACCAACUAACUUCUUCAAGCUUUUCGCGUCCAAGUCUCAUGUCCUACUGUACCCUGGAGGGAUGCGAGAGGCUCUUCAUCGGAAGGGUGAAGAAUACAAGUUAUUCUGGCCCGAGCAAGCCGAAUUUGUCAGGAUGGCGGCCAGAUUUGGAGCGAAAAUUGUGCCUUUUGGUGCUGUUGGGGAAGACGAUUUGGGUCAGGUAGUUUUCGAUUAUGAGGACUUGAUGAAGAUUCCUUAUUUUAGGUCUGAUAUAGAAACUUUAACGGAACAGGCUGCCCGGUUGAGGAUCGAUGCUAGCGGUGAGGUGGCUAAUCAGCAAAUGCAUUUGCCAGGAAUUAUGCCCAAAAUUCCUGGCCGGUUCUACUAUUAUUUUGGAAGAACAUUUGAAACGGAAGGGAGGAGGCAUGAAUUGAGAGAUAGGGAGAAGUCUCAAGAACUGUACUUACAAGUGAAAUCCGAGGUUGAGAGAUGCAUUGCUUAUUUGAAGGAGAAAAGAGCAACCGAUCCUUACAGAAGCAUAGUGUCUCGCUUGGCGUACCAAGCCGCGCAUGGUUUUACAUCUGAAGUUCCGACCUUUGAAAUUUGAUGCUGUUCUGAUCAAAUGGUUGCUGAAGUAUUGGACCUUGGUCCCGCAUCUAGAGGAACCGGGGAUAUGGGAUUUCUUUAACGGUGGGCUUCAAGCCCAAUAAGAUAUCGGGAUCAAGAUAUUAGUCCGGUGAGUGGGCAAUUACUCUGUAAAUUCAUCUGCUAAAUUUAUCACGGAAUUGAUUGACAAUUUGCUUGAUG
Neltuma alba is the source of this 2252-nucleotide messenger RNA. RefSeq names its product acyltransferase-like protein At3g26840, chloroplastic. Gene Ontology annotation, cellular component: membrane. The coding region runs from base 145 to 2052 and encodes 635 amino acids. The transcript has 14 exons. The record is from RefSeq and is a predicted model, not a curated record. NCBI's taxonomy places the organism in Eukaryota, Viridiplantae, Streptophyta, Magnoliopsida, Fabales, Fabaceae.